Molecule: messenger RNA, 603 nt
Organism: Lindgomyces ingoldianus
Lineage: Eukaryota; Fungi; Ascomycota; Dothideomycetes; Pleosporales; Lindgomycetaceae
Product: HAD-superfamily phosphatase
Exons: 4
Coding region: 1-603 (200 amino acids)
Molecular function (GO): phosphatidylglycerophosphatase activity
Source: RefSeq, a predicted model, not a curated record
AUGAACAUCUCCGGGACUCUAAAUGUAUUCCGGCUGAUAUGGUCACCGACUCUUUGUCUGCCGCAACACACUGUUUCUACCUUCAAUCAUCUUCCUAUUCCCUUGUCCAAGGCAUUUCCAAAAACGGAUGGAGAAAAGCCAGUUGAUAUCAGGGCGGUAGUUCUGGAUAAAGACAACUGUUUUGCGGUUCCACAUGCCAAUGAAGUGUAUAAGUCUUACGAGUCCCAAUUCCAAGCUCUCCGCCGUGCCUACCCAGGCUCCAAACUCCUCAUAGUCUCCAACACCGCGGGGACCGACUCCGACAAAGACUAUGCGGAAGCCAUGCUACUUGAGAAGAACACAGGCGUAAAAGUCUUGCGCCAUUCCACAAAGAAACCUGGCUGCAAGUCCGAAGUCCUAUCCCACUUCCAGGCCGCCCCGGACUCAGGGGUAACCCACCCGUCUCAAAUCGCCAUCGUUGGCGACCGUCUCUUCACAGACAUCAUGAUGGCGAAUUUAAUGGGAAGCUAUGGUUUCUGGUUUGCUCGAGCAGAAGACAGUUUCUCCGGGUUCCUGUUAGGGAGGGGGUAUUGUGCUCCUGAUCCUAGGAGUGAGUUUGAGUGA